Molecule: messenger RNA, 1614 nt
Organism: Lactuca virosa
Lineage: Eukaryota; Viridiplantae; Streptophyta; Magnoliopsida; Asterales; Asteraceae
Source: the annotation of a GenBank genome assembly
CAUUACUUAAGUGCUUUUGACUCGCUCUUUUUUCGUCGAUUCGGAAAACACACUGAGUCACUGAACACCAACAUCGUUUCUCUUCGCCCAUCGCGAAUCUCAACACCAUGGCUCCCGGUUCUCAGGCACCCGCAGAUGUUCCAGCCGGCAGAUCCGGCGGAAAAAUCUUGAAAGCGAGGAGAAUUGCUGCUAGGAAGACCCCAUACGACCGCCCAAAUCCGCCUCAGUCUGAGCCUCCACUUCUGCAAUCAGAAAGCCCUAGUUGGCUCGGUGGACUUGUUUUUCCGGCUAAGUUUGUUGCUGGUGGUGCUAGUAAAAUUUUAUCUUCGUUUUGGAACCCCAAGACUUGGGCCGCGGCUUCCUCCUCCUCUUCUUCGGACAGUGAUUCCGAAUCAGAAGAUGAUUCUGGAGAUGAUGAAAACCCUUCUGAUGGAGCAGCAGAGUUGAAUCAGAAUCAGCAGAAGGACAGUUCAUCUCAGAAGGGUGAAAUUUUGCAUUUAGUUGAGCAGCUACUUAUGAUUGAACGAUAUUCAAGGGAAGAAUGUGAUAAAUUAAUAGAGAUUAUCAAUUCACGAGUUGUAGAUUAUGCAGGACCAAGCAUGAUUCAUAGCAAGAGUAACAAUGAGACCCAAGCUAUCAUAGAAGCAAGAAAGUGGGUUGCAGAGAGUAAAGUUAGAUCUGGUAAAAAGUCAGAUUUGGACAAUGGACUUUAUGCUCUUAAGUAUAUUAUGACACCACAGGCUACUGAAGAAGAAGGGUCGCCAGUUGAAGUGGCAAAAUCAUAUAUGAGAACUCGUCCAGCAUGGGCAUCUCCUUUAAGACGUGAUAAUUCAUUAAGUCCAUCUCCAAUAACAGAUUUGUUCAAGGAAAGAACACCCUAUUCUUCUGAUGCUGGAAUUUCUUUCCCAUCAACAAAGAGGGAUUAUCUUUCUGGUGGAUCAUGGAACAUUGAGGAUGAAAUACGCAAAGUGAGAUCAAAGGCAAGUGAAGAUUUGCUAAACAGCCAUCGUUCUUCCAUGAAACAUCAUCUACAACAUUCCUUGGAUAAUGACAAGUCGAAUGAAAUUGUGGACCUUACUGCUGAAGGCAAUAAGAAAGAAAUGAGGGGUGUUAGUGAAGGGAAUGGAAUGGAGAAUGAAGAGGGGAAUGGAGUGGAGAAGGAAGAAGGGAAUGAUGAGGUGGAAAAGAAUUGUUUUUUAUCGACAGAAUCAGUGGAAGUACCAGUUAAUAAUUCUCAGGACAGCUUUAAUGGUGAAGACGAAAGUUUGGUUGCAAAAGAAAAGGCAGAUGGAAUGGCUGAAAACCGAAUGACUAGAGGUAGAGGUAGAGGAAGAGGGAGAGGAAGAGGAAGAGCCAAGUGACUCAAUCUGAAUGUAGUCAGGUCAGUUGAUUUGUGUUGAUUUAUUUGUAAGGUAGAGUAGAUAUAGACUCUUUUGUUGUUAAGCUCCUGUAUUUAUCUAUUAUGUCAUUGUUAUCACUUAUCAGUUAUGUAUAACUGACUUGACUAAUUUAGUGUUUCACAGACUGUCUGACCAUUUGUAAUUUAAAACAAAUCGUAUUGUAGCCUUGUAGGCGUACUAGCUGAUUUCAUGUAUUGUAACUUUUUUAUUUUUU